AUGGGACAUUUCAACACCAGUUUCAGAGAAGGCUUUAUUUUGGUGGGCUUCUCAGAUUGGCCUCAAUUGGAAGUUUUUCUUUUCGUCUUUAUUUUGAUUUUCUAUUCCCUUACUCUCUUGGGCAACAUCACCAUUAUUGCUCUAUACCAAUUGGACCUUUGUCUGCACACGCCCAUGUACUUCUUCCUCUGCCACCUCUCAUUCCUGGACCUCUGCUACACAACCACUACUGUGCCCCAGCUUCUGAUCAACCUUCAUGGACAUGACCGGACCAUCACCUAUGGAGGGUGUGUGGCCCAGCUCUUCAUCUUCCUCACCCUGGCUUCCACUGAGUGUGUCCUCCUUGUGGCGAUGGCCUUUGACCGCUAUGCUGCUGUCUGUCGUCCCCUAUACUACACAAACAUUAUGCAUCCUUUUCUCUGCCAGACAAUGGCUGCAUCCUCCUGGGCAGUGGGCUGCAUAAACUCUCUGAUUCAGACAGGUCUCAUGAUGGCCAUGCCUCUCUGCAGCCAUCAACUGAACCACUUCUUCUGUGAGAUGCCUGCAUUCCUCAAGUUGGCUUGUCAAGACAUAGAAGGAACAGAGGCCAAGAUGUUUGUGGUUCGAAUCAUAAUCCUGGUCGUUCCUGCAAUAUUAAUUCUGGCCUCCUAUGUUCGCAUUGCUCAAGCAGUGCUGAGGGUCAAGUCAAUGGCUGGGCGCAGAAAAGCAUUUGGGACUUGUGGAUCCCACCUCUUGGUAGUUUCCCUUUUUUAUGGUUCAGGAAUCUACACAUACCUCCAACCCAUGCACCGUUAUUCUGAGAGCAAGGGAAAAUUUGUUGCCCUCUUUUAUACUAUAAUUGCCCCCAUUCUUAACCCUCUGAUUUAUACUCUAAGGAACAAGGAUAUAAAUGGGGCUCUAUGGAAGGUGCUAUCAAGAAGUAGAUACUCAUGGUAA
Messenger RNA from Lepus europaeus (European hare), 936 nucleotides. Its product is annotated as olfactory receptor 2Y1-like. Gene Ontology annotation, molecular function: olfactory receptor activity; G protein-coupled receptor activity. The coding region runs from base 1 to 936 and encodes 311 amino acids. Lineage: Eukaryota; Metazoa; Chordata; Mammalia; Lagomorpha; Leporidae. The record is from RefSeq and is a predicted model, not a curated record. Gene Ontology annotation, biological process: G protein-coupled receptor signaling pathway. The transcript has a single exon. Gene Ontology annotation, cellular component: membrane.